Molecule: messenger RNA, 771 nt
Organism: Symbiodinium pilosum
Lineage: Eukaryota; Dinophyceae; Suessiales; Symbiodiniaceae
Source: the annotation of a GenBank genome assembly
GCCACAGUCUUCGGCUUGUUCUGCAGGAGCUUGGCCGUCUCCAACCAUUUGGGUGAGCAGUGCUUGGAGGCAUGCGGGAAUUUCACCGGAUGGUGCAGCUGGUGUGGAGUGGGGAAGGCCUGUUGUGGACCAAAGCAUGGCCCGGCUGGUGAGGAGUGCUUGGAGCACGAUAAUUUCUUCGACGGCCACCAGUGCAUAUCUCCUGCAGCGCAGGCACUCAAGACCCUCGGCGUGGUGUCUUUUACCUUUGAUCUGCACGGGCUCUUCUUUGCUGCAGUUCAAGCGAAGGAAUCUCUCAAGCAGGACCUCAUCCUGCGCUGCAAGGAAGCCACGUCCAAAAUCAUGCUCAACACAGCGAAGCCACAUCAAAUGGCAGUGGGGAUUAGCAGAGGUGCUAAAGGCUUCGUCCGCGUCCAGAUGACAAUCAUGAUUCCCGAUGGCGGCAAAGCAGUGGUGGCCUUCGCAGAGAACAGGCUUUGCAGCAUGCCGUCGGUCGCAAAAUUCAAGGCGGAUGCUCAGAACCUGGAUGGCGUCAAAUUUGGUGAGGAAGGUGGCUUCGUGGAAAUUAUGAUUACCAACCGGAAAGUCAGGGACGGCCAAGACUGUCCAAGCGAUCCUGCGUCACUGUCCUUGCGGCGGCGUGGUCUGCAGGGAAAGGCGCAGGCAUGGCUUCCGUGGCUGGCCAUGGGUUUGUUUGGAGGAUCAUGCCUCACUUGUGCGCUGUUGAGCUUGUGCAACGAUCACUGCAAACAGAAGCCGGUCCGUGUGUAA